This is a messenger RNA of Miniopterus natalensis, 1113 nucleotides long. NCBI's taxonomy places the organism in Eukaryota, Metazoa, Chordata, Mammalia, Chiroptera, Miniopteridae. The record is from RefSeq and is a predicted model, not a curated record.
AUGAAGAGGCAGAACGUGCGGACUCUGUCCCUCAUCAUCUGCACCUUCACCUACCUGCUGGUGGGCGCCGCCGUCUUCGACGCCCUGGAGUCGGACCACGAGAUGCGCGAGGAGGAGAAACUCAAAGAGACCCGGAUCAGGGGGAAGUACAACAUCAGCAGCGAGGACUACCGGCAGCUGGAGCUGGUCAUCCUGCAGUCGGAGCCGCACCGCGCCGGCGUCCAGUGGAANCGGCCAGGUUUCUACCACAGUUACUUUCCUGUAACUUCGGUGUGUUACGGGCACGCCGCCCCCGGCACCGACGCGGGCAAGGCCUUCUGCAUGUUCUACGCGGUGCUGGGCAUCCCGCUGACGCUGGUCAUGUUCCAGAGCCUGGGCGAGCGGAUGAACACCUUCGUGCGCUACCUGCUGAAGCGCAUCAAGAAGUGCUGCGGGAUGCGCAACACGGAGGUGUCCAUGGAGAACAUGGUGACUGUGGGCUUCUUCUCGUGCAUGGGGACGUUGUGCAUCGGCGCGGCCGCCUUCUCCCAGUGCGAGGAGUGGAGCUUCUUCCACGCCUACUACUACUGCUUCAUCACGUUGACUACCAUUGGGUUCGGGGACUACGUGGCCCUGCAGACCAAGGGCGCCCUGCAGAAGAAGCCGCUCUACGUGGCCUUCAGCUUUAUGUACAUCCUGGUGGGGCUGACGGUCAUCGGGGCCUUCCUCAACCUGGUGGUCCUCAGGUUCUUGACCAUGAACAGCGAGGACGAGCGGCGGGACGCGGAGGAGAGGGCGUCCCUGGCCGGGAACCGGAGCAGCAUGGUCAUCCACGUCCCCGACGAGCCGCUGCAGGGCCGGGCGCGCUGCAAGGCCGACGGGGACCUGCAGUCCGUGUGCUCCUGCUCCUGCUACCGGCCGCAGGGACGCGCUGGCCGCCCGGCGGGACACCAGAACUCCUUCAGCGCCCAGCUCGGCCCCCAGUACUUCCACUCCAUCUCCUACAAGAUCGAGGAGAUCUCGCCGAGCACACUGAAAAACAGCCUCUUCCCGUCCCCCAUCAGCUCCGUGUCCCCGGGGCUGCACAGCUUCACCGACGUGCACAGGCUCAUGCGCCGGCGGAGGUCCAUCUAG